AAUUCGAACACGCGGAUGCGCGCCAUCGUGCGAUCUUAAAAUCUGCUUAGAUUAGCUCGCGCGUGAGAUCUUUGGAAGGGUAUCUGUUAUCACGAAUCUGACUCGGCGAAUCAAUUUUAAUUUCUCAAAGCAUUUCACUCGCGCAUGAGUGCAACAUGCGAAUAAAUUACACCGCGCGUUUGGCGAGGCGGGUGGAGUGCCUUUACUCGCCGAUCGAAGAACGAGAAGAUAUCCUAGACAGAGAUAUCGUAGAAAAGGGUGUGUGCAUGUGUUCCAAGCAGUGAUGCGGUGAUGAUCUCGAAUUGAGCGAACGCGGAGCUUGCUGCGUUUCCGCAGAAAGUUAUAAGCGUUCCGACGAAUACUCGCAAGAAUUUUGCAGGUGUUUGAUUGGAUGUGUAUUUUUAUUUUGAAGUAUAUUUUGUGAACGACGAAUCGCACAUUUGAAGCAGUGAAAAAGUGAUCGUAUUUUCUUAGGAUAUAUUGUCAAAUAUAGAUUCAAUUUAUCUAACUUUACUUCAUAUUAAGUGACACAAUUCUAAUUUGAAUAGAUCCUUUAUUUAUUGAUCAAGCAUUGAGCUAUAAAUUGGAUUUUUUAUUAAAAAAAUUCUCUUAUGUGCGGAAGACAUUCCGCGCAGAGGGAGCGCGUUUGUAUCGUCGAGAGAGAUCGUGUGGAGAAUGGCGGAGGAGAAGAGAAUAGGAGUGAAACAAACAACAUAAUUGUUCGAGGGCAGAGAAAGUAUCUGAAUUUCAAGGUACAUGAUUUUGUGUUUGGUUAAACCAUCGAGAGAAAUAUCCAAGAUAAAGCAGGAUCGAUAAAUUAUGGACCGAUCAUCGGCAAAAGUAAAACUGUAAUUUAGAAGAAGCUUACAUUCAUCGGUCAAUGAUUAUUAUGCCAAUAUUAAAUGGAGAUACAAAUAUAGAAUGAUUAUUCCAAUCGGGCCGAGGGCAUGUAGGAAGAAAAGGGAAGAGAAGGACAAUGAAGGAGGAAAAACGGCCGCGGCGUCGUAAAAGGAAAGCUACGCUGAUCAUUUACUGAUUUGAAAACUUCGGUGCUGCAGUUUAGCGAGUCUUAGCACAACGAAAAGAAAGGACAAACAAGGAAAAAGAGAAAAAAUAAGAAGAAAGGCAAAUAGAAGAAUACGAAUAACAAAAGGGUAAAGAAGAAAGAGAAACAAAGAAAAAAGAAACCAAGAAAGAAACAUAGUUAUCGAAAAAGAGAGAAAGAAAUCUGUAAAUCUACUUACAAUUUACAAAUUUUCCUUUUUAUAGAUCCUUAAAUCUUUGUUGAUCAGGCAAAUCAUUCUUUCUAUCGUACAUCCAUGAACGCAUUUAUCAAUUCUUAUUAUAGAAAUAUAUCUGGCUACCAUUCCUUAAGUGUAAAUCUAUAGCGUUCCUUCUUUUACAUUUGCGAACCGAGAUUGAUCGUGUUGCUCUUCAUGAGGCCCCUCUCUUUCGAGAAUCUGAGGAGGCUCGUGGGCCGUAAGAAGGACCGCAAUGAGCCUUCCUUCAAGCGUAGCGAGUCCUUCAAACGAAUUUCCAUUAGGAAGAGUUAUCUGGACCGGGGUAAACGACGGAAUCGUAUCCAGAAGAACCUGGAGACCGCCGUUAAUCUCCCUCCGCAACCAGCGGCAAACGAGAAGAUUAUCUCUCAAGAGAUUAAGGAGCAGGAAUCGAAGAAGAAUCAAGAAUGUUCUCUUAGUCGUGAUUUCAUCACCUACGACGAAUGGCUUCAAGAUGUCCACUCUUCCCGCGAGAAGCUUCACGAAGUUAAUAUCGAGUCUCUUCAAUAUUCCAAGUUUAAGGUUGCGAAACUUGCCAAUCAAACCGAUUUGGCGGAUUCGAUCACUGAGGAUCUAAAAGUUCUUCAACUUGAUUCCUCGCCCAUUUUAACGCCCAAGAACAAACUCUUCAGGAUCACCGGUGAUGAACCGAUCGAAAAGUAUGAUACUCCUUCUUGGACCCAAGAGUCCUCCAUGGAAGGAUCGCCUAGCGUUAGCAUCAGUCUUGGCAGAAUAUGGAGAGACGCGGUGCCGGUGCCGGUACCAGUUUCUGUCUCGAUCCCGGUAUCAACCUCUUCGUAUUCUCUCGUCUCGAAUUCUCCGGCUCAUCAUUUUCUGGACAGUGCCUUAAAGGAAAAAAAGCCGCAACCGACUGUCACAAGAACGGUCUCGGCGCCUGAGAAAUCUAUCAGUAAGGACAAUACUACGUCAUCGUCCUUCGGCUUCUCUCUCAGGAUCAGCAAGCUCGCGGAUUUGAGACCAGGGAUGACGCGAAACUGUCUCUUUCGCCGGAAGGCACCGAAGCUGUCGCCCAGCGUGAGCACGGAGGAUUACUUCAAGCGAACGAGCACAUUCAGGUAUUCUCGUCAGCGAGGCGGCAAAAGAAACUCUCAACGCGCCAACAAAAAGAAUCAACAACCUAUUAUUGAAUCUCGUACCAGCAGUCCAGUAUGGUUUAUUCCACCGGAGAGACGUCGCUCGAGACGCCAACGACGAGUUUGGCGGGAGAUCAGAUACUUUCCUGACGAAGGUCCAAUUCUGGAAAGGAUCAACGACUGGUCGUCAAACGUGUCAGAUGAUCAAUUCGAUGAUCAAAAAUUACUGCUGUCAGGCGACUUCAACAUUCGACGAGAAGAUGAUACUUUUAAUUCUAUUGUUUCGUCAUCCCUAGGCUCUUUCUCAGCAACAUCAUCCUCAUCAUCGGCUUGUCUAGCCCCAAAGAUUAGCGAUUUUAAUGAAGAUAAGUUGUUCUCUGAAGAAUUAAGAACUAACGGUCUACUGGCAGGAGGAACUACUUGGAAGCUUUCGGCGAUGACGAUGACGACGACAACGACAGCGACGGUAACGACGACGAUGAUGACGAUAAUGUCAACGGCGACGAAUACGGCUGUUUCUGGAAAUUAUUUUGCCAGCAGUCGAUUUCUCAACUUCUUAGCCGAGGGUAUUGUCAAGGAGAGAUCGAAGGGUGGGAAUUCCAAUGCGGGUUAUACAUGUCUUUCGUCGACCGAUAGUGAAGACAACAAUCAUUUUAAUGAGCAUAGGAGAAACAUCAAGUUUCCGCAACAACAACAGCAGCAUCUGAAGAAAUCCGGACCCAGGAGACGACCCUUGCGUCGAAAGUCGGAAUUGAAAAGAGCAUCCGGCCAGCCGGUAUUCCUCGUGCGCAAAUGUUCAUCCUUAAGGAAACGCCCGAGUAAGAUCCGAGCUAGAGUUUCCUGUAUAUUGUCCAGGAAUAUAUGAGAUUUUGCGGGAAUAAUAUUAUAGUAAUGUAAUAAUAAUAAUAAUUAUUAUAUUAUUACUCUCCAUCGACUUAUGUCGGCGUGAAUUGCGCAACGCGUUUCUCGCGAUUGGUUUCGAUGAGCUUGUUGCUCACGAUCACGAGUUUGCGUAUUGCGAUCAUGGUUUAACGUGUGUCUCGUCACGGCUUUUGCUUUUUUCUUCAAAGGCUUGACGACUUACAAUGGCAGAGAAAUACUUUCGCAUUAGAGUUAUUGAUCAUAAUUUCAGAUUUG
This is a messenger RNA of Cataglyphis hispanica, 3511 nucleotides long. RefSeq lists its product as uncharacterized. The record is from RefSeq and is a predicted model, not a curated record. The transcript has 3 exons. NCBI's taxonomy places the organism in Eukaryota, Metazoa, Arthropoda, Insecta, Hymenoptera, Formicidae. Bases 1437 to 3239 code for a protein of 600 amino acids.